AUGGCGUUGAGCUUUGAUCUCUAUUUUCGUUGUGGUGGAUAUUGGAGCAACAAAGACGAAUAUCAUGGAGGGGAAGUUCAUGAAGCCGGUAGAAGAGUAGCUGAUGGCUUUACCUUGCAGUCGAUUCUUACACUUGUGGAAUACAUAGGCUAUGAAGAUAACAUGAACCAAGUAUCAUGGUUUCCACCUGAAACUCCUGAGAAAAAAGAAGACAUUACUGAUGAUGUGAUAAUGAAAAAAGUGGUUCACUAUUCAAUUGGAUCUGGAGCAAUGAUGUUGUUUAUCGUCAGAGAAGAUGAUCCUUAUAUGGGUAGGCAUCGUAAUAUGAGAGGCUCGUUGAAUGAUGCUGAGGAUGAAGAUGAUAUCGGGAAUGAGAGUGCUAAUGAGGAUAAUACGGUGAAUGACUCUUCUAGUAGUGAUUUUGAGACUGAGGAGAGAGGUGGCGUGAUAGAGCAGGACGAUGCUUUUGGUGUUAGUGAUAGUGAAGCUGGUGAUUCGGUAGUUGAUGAUAAUCCAACAAUAUUUAUGUUGGGGCAACAAUUUUCGAACAUAGCAGCUUUCAAAACUGCUAUAACGAAAUAUGCUGUGAGGAAGAGAAGGGAUAUCAAGUUUGAUAAGUCUGAUGGUAAGCGUGUUGUGGCAAUUUGUUCGGAAAAAAAAUGUCCGUGGAGGAUCUCAGGUUCUAUAAAUAGCAGCAGCACUAGAGUUGUAGUCAGAGCAUACCAAGAGGAACACAACUGCACAUGGCAGGGUAAAGUGUUUUUGCUGACAAAUAGUAGGAUUGCAGAUAUCUAUAUUGAGGAAUUCAGAAUUAAUCCCAAUAUCUCAGCUACUCAGUUACAGCAAAAGCUUCAAAGGCGCAACAUUAAUGUGUCAGAAACAAUUUGUGAAAGGACAAGGCUGAAAUGCUUGCAGCAGUUUGAUGAUGAGCAAGCUCAGUCAUUUGCAAGGUUGUUUGACUAUGUGGAGGAGUUGAAAAGCACAAAUCCUGGAUCUACAGUUGAAUGUGAGGCGCUUAAAGAUGGGUGGAAAGGUUCUUGUAGGAAGAUUAUUCACAUCGAUGGUACAUUUCUGAAGUGGAGAAUGAAUGGAAUGUUAUUAGUUGCUUGUGGAAGGGAUCCUAACGAGCAGACUUUUCCUAUCGCAUGGGCCAUUGUGGAGGUUGAAAAUAAAGAUAACUGGUUAUGGUUUUUUGAGCAUUUGGUCGAGGAUCUAGGCCUAGGACUUGGUAAUGGUUUAACUCUAGCAAGUGACCAACAAAAAGGUCUUAUAUUAGCUGUUCAAGAUGUGCUGCCAUAUGCUGAGCAUAGGAUGUGUGCUCGGCAUGUCUACUCUAAUUGGAAAAAGAAAUAUGGUGGAGCUGUGUUUGAAGAUCUAUUCUGGGGUGCUGCUGAUGCUUACUAUAUGGCACGUUUUGAGAAGAAAAUGGAAGAGCUGAAGAAGAUUUCAGUCGCUGCAUAUGAUGAUUUGAAGAUUUCUCUGUCUUGCCCGUGGUCAAGAGCAUUUUUCACAGAAUACUCAUCUUCUGUGCUGUUGAGAACAACUUAG
This is a messenger RNA of Raphanus sativus (radish), 1548 nucleotides long. RefSeq lists its product as uncharacterized. The record is from RefSeq and is a predicted model, not a curated record. NCBI's taxonomy places the organism in Eukaryota, Viridiplantae, Streptophyta, Magnoliopsida, Brassicales, Brassicaceae. The transcript has 3 exons. Gene Ontology annotation, molecular function: transposase activity; DNA binding. The coding region runs from base 1 to 1548 and encodes 515 amino acids. Gene Ontology annotation, biological process: DNA transposition.